AUGACUCAUAUUUUCAACAAUAACGAAUUCUAAGAAGAUUUCAUGGGCCUGUUCGACCAAAAUCAGACUUGUCUAAGCCCUAAAAAAUAGGAUUUAGAACUCCUAAAUGAGAGCUAGAUUAAUUUCGGAAAUUCUAUCGAUUUUACCGGACAUCAAGAGUUCGGAAUCAACGAAAAUCAAGCUCCAUGGGAAGAUGCAAACAUCGCUCCCACUCUUAUUUCACGAGGUAUCUUUUAAUCAGCUUAUUUAAUAGGAAAUUCUUACUAUGAGGUACCUAUUUCCAAGAAAUUUAAACUGAAUAACUCAGCCCAGAUUGGCUCAGCAGGCUUCGGGAGAGUACCAAGAGGUGCAGUCUUAUCUUCAACUUAAAGUGAUACCUCUCACAAUAUCAACAGCCUCUCCUCUAAACUCUCAAAUUAAAGCAGCGGAAAGGCCUCAAGCUUUAAAAACGAUGAAUCCUUGAAUAAUACAAGUUCUGUGGCUAAUGAAUAGAGUCUAACUCUAGAAUCCUAGAUUCUUAAUACAAUAACUGAGAAAACAGAUAGCCUGACCAAAACCAAUAAAAGGAUUAAGAAAUAGGAAUCAAAAUAAAUGCUCAAGAAAAAGUAAGUAUUAAUUCAAUUAUUAAUCAUUAAUCACAGGGAAUAAGCUGAAUCUAAGCCUGAGCUUACCAAGAAAUAAUCCAAAGAAUAAUAAGCUGCUUCAAACAAGAAGUCAUAAUAAGUUGCAGCUAAAGAAGAUAAGAAAAAUGCCAAAAAUAAGAAAUAGCAAUAAGCUAUCUCAAACAGUAAUUCGUAUGAUGACUCUGGAGACUUUGAUAUGUCUUAUGAGAAGCUUACAAACAAAAAGAAAGAGUACCUUUAAGAAAUAAUUGCUGAUAGAAACGGUGUCUUCAAUUAUGUAAAAGACCCUGAUGAAUACAAAAGAGCCAGAAAGAGAAUGCAAAAUAGAGAGAGCGCUGUCAGAAGUAGGCUCAGAAAAAGAUAUUACUAGGAUGAACUUGAAGAUAAAAUUUCUGACAUGGAAAAAAUUUAGAAGGACUUGAGUGAGUAAAAUGCUGGCUUAGCUGCCUAAAAUGCCCUACUGAAGAAACAACUUCAAUAUUUCGAAGAUGUUUUUGCUAAAUCUUCAUUGCUUGGAUUUGAUCAAGCUAGUCCUAAUGUUAAUCGUAACGAUUUAGAGGAAUUCUAAAGAAGUCUUCUGAGAAAGAUCAACUAAAGGUUCCUCCAUGAGAGAGAACUUGAAGUUGUACAAGAAGAUGAUCAACUUGAUAUGGUUAACUCUUCUAACUCUAGAGACAUAGAUGAUUUAGAUAUCAUCUCCACAGCAUCAUUGAGCAAGAAAAAUGAUCUUAGUUCUCUAAGACUUGCCAGAUCAAGAUCGAAUUCUAGUAACUUCUCAAAUUCUGGCUAUCUCUUCCUUGCCAUUGUCUUCUGUGUGAUGUGCUGUUCAUCUUUCAUCUCAAAUCCUUCUAGCCUCCUUAAACUUUCACAAUAAACAAAUAACCUUCAGAAAAUCCUUCCUCAAAUGAAAGGAAGAAGUCUACUUUUUGAUGAGACUAUUUCAAACAAAAUGAAUGAAAAGCAAAGCAUUUUAGCUAGUCCUCUUGAAGAUGAUUAAGAUGAAGAGAUGAUUGAGGUUCAAGAAACUGAGUAGAUUGGUGCCUACGAGAUCAUCAAAAUGUUACUCACAGGCCAAUAUACCUACAUUACUUAUAUGGUUAUGUCAAUGACAAGUUUCUUCUUCUGGAUGGCCCCUAGCUUCCACAAAUAUUCUCAAUUCUUCAAAUUUACAUCCAAUUAAAAUGUCACUCAAACUAAUACAGUGAGAAGAUCAAGCAAGGAGAGCUUUAUUAAUAGAAAAUAUAGCACAAGAUAAUAGGCUAAAAUUUCAGAGAGAAUCUCAUAAAUAUGA
Molecule: messenger RNA, 1914 nt
Organism: Stylonychia lemnae
Lineage: Eukaryota; Ciliophora; Spirotrichea; Sporadotrichida; Oxytrichidae
Source: the annotation of a GenBank genome assembly